AUGGAGGACUCCAUUGCGACACUGAAACCUAGGAAGCCUCAGUUCUUGACCAUAGAAACCCCAGCGUUUGUCGACCCCACCCCGCCGACCCCGUCUGGCUCGCAGCCGCCUUCGAGAUCAAGCUCGGCCAGGUCCAAGGGACACGGUCCUGAGCCCUCCCCCACACGCUCCGACGUGGCCUACGACGAACGUCGCUAUGCCAGCGAGGAUGAGCAGGAGGGCAACUCAAGGUCCGAGAUCCAGAGCAUCAUGGAACAGUUCCCAGAGGACGGCGGUGGCCCAGACGUGGAGGAAGUCAUGAGCCCGCGCCUAGAAAUUGCUUCUCCGUUCUUGGCGAGUCCGCCGGUCCAACAUCCCCCCAGAAAGUCUAGCCUGGAACCUCUGGCGACUAGUAUAGCGCAGCAGAUUUCGGACAUUCAAGGCCUGAGCAUCUCGUCCUCUUCGCCAACAAGCACGAGGCCGAAAGCCAACGAGCCAGAUACCGACGACGAGAGACCUCCAGUCCCACCCAAGGAUGGAUUAGACGAGAAGGCCCCGGCUGAGCCUCAGUCUCCUGCAACAAUGCAUAGGCCACCACCUCCCGAGCCUGAACCCGAGCCUGCGCUGCCUUUCGACUUUCAUCGUUUUCUCGAACAGCUUAAGAACAAGAAGGCCGAUCCUGUCGCACGGUACCUCAAGUCCUUCCUGCAAGAGUUCGCCAAGCGGCAAUGGAUGGUACAUGAGCAAGUCAAGAUUAUCAGUGACUUUCUUGCAUUUAUUGCCAACAAGAUGGCACAAUGCGAUGUGUGGAGGGAAGUGUCCGAUGCCGAGUUCGAUAACGCCCGAGAAGGCAUGGAGAAACUCGUCAUGAACCGCCUCUACACCCAAACCUUUUCUCCAGCCAUACCUCCGCCGCACCCAAUUCCAGGCUCUAGGUCGAGAAAGAACAGAGCCGACAAACCUAUGGGUCCCGGCCGCAAGGGCCAACAUCAAGAGGACGUAGAAAGGGAUGAGAUUCUGACGCAGAAGAUCAACAUCUACGGCUGGGUUCGCGAAGCACAUUUGGAUAUAGCCCCUGUCAGUGACAGUGGAAAGCGGUUUCUCACCCUCGCCCAACAAGAACUUCUUAAAAUUCGGUCAUAUCGAGCUCCUCGGGACAAGAUCAUUUGCGUUUUGAAUUGUUGCAAGGUCAUUUUUGGGCUUCUCAAAAAUGCCAAAUCAGACACGUCCGCUGAUUCCUUUAUGCCGCUUUUGAUUUACGUUGUGCUGCAAAGCAACCCCGAUCAUCUCGUCUCUAAUGUGCAGUAUAUCUUGCGUUUCAGAAACCAAGAGAAACUCGGCGGGGAAGCUGGCUACUACUUAUCCUCUCUUAUGGGAGCCAUCCAAUUCAUUGAGAACAUGGAUCGCACCACGCUCACAAUUACUGAUGAAGAGUUUGAGAAAAAUGUCGAGACCGCCGUUUCUGCCAUAGCGGAGAAACAUCGCCAUUCGCUGGAGCUUUCCUCGCCCAGGCAAGAGCAUCGUUCUGAAAAGUCUGGCUUCCACUCCCCUGCUGAAUCGUCUGCACGCCCGUCACUGGAUGUUGACUCUUCGGGAACACCACGUCGGUCGAUGUCAUCCGAUCAGGGUGACGACAGUGCACCCAUGUCUGGACUUCUUCGUUCUAUACAGAAACCUCUCUCCACCAUUGGGCGAAUGUUCUCGGAUGAGCCAGGACCUAGCCACUCACCUGUGCGAACCCCACAACCUGACAAUACGCCUAGGCUGUCGCCCCGCCCUAGCACGGACGGCCGCCCGUCAAGAGAAGUCAGGCAGCAGCUAUCUGCCGAAGAAUCCGCCGCAAGACAAGCGAGCGCCGAAGUGGCUGAGGCACAGCGUCUGUCCAGAGCCGAACACAAUAAUGUUGUGGAAACUCUAGCUGGCAUGUUCCCGGAUCUCGACCGAGAUAUUAUUAGCGAUGUAGUCUAUCAGAAGGAGGGAAGGGUCGGCCUCGCAGUAGACGCGUGUCUAGCAUUGAGCACGUAG
This is a messenger RNA of Truncatella angustata, 2004 nucleotides long. RefSeq lists its product as uncharacterized. The coding region runs from base 1 to 2004 and encodes 667 amino acids. NCBI's taxonomy places the organism in Eukaryota, Fungi, Ascomycota, Sordariomycetes, Amphisphaeriales, Sporocadaceae. The transcript has 5 exons. The record is from RefSeq and is a predicted model, not a curated record. Gene Ontology annotation, cellular component: cytosol; endocytic vesicle. Gene Ontology annotation, biological process: vesicle-mediated transport. Gene Ontology annotation, molecular function: guanyl-nucleotide exchange factor activity; ubiquitin binding; small GTPase binding.